AUGGAUAGAACCGGCAAAGGAUGGCACAUAUACGAUAUGGGUAGUACACAUGGUAGCAAAGCGAACAAAAAGAAAGUACCAGCCAAGCAGUACAUGCGCAUUAUGGUUGGAUUCGUAUUGCAAUUUGGAGGUAGCACACGAUUGCUUUCAUUGCUUGGACCCUCUACUGACUGUGAAGCUGAGUGGGAGUGCUCACCCAGUGAAAUGAGGGAGAAAAUGCACAAGAAGAUCCUGGAAUCUAAGCUGGCAAUGGCAGCUCGAAAGGAGUUAGAAGCAGAAAAGGCAAAAGAGGCUGAGGCAUCGGAAGGUAUAGACUGGGGCAUGGGUUUUGAUGAAGACUAUACACCUGGUGUAGAACUAGAGAUGGAUGGACACUUGAUGGAGGAUCGCGAGCAAUAUUAUGAAGCAGAUCCUAAAAAAGCCCUUGCAAAGUUCUUCGAACGUGAAGGAUUCGAUAUGAAAUUUGAAUUGACGGAACAAGGUUCAGGUCAUACACACAAAUGGCUGUGCACCAUCGAGCUUCCUAUCGAAAUCAAUGGUGUUGAUCGCACCUAUACUGCACAGGCGAUAGUUUCUACAUCGAAAAAGGACGCACAGGUUCAGUGCGCCUUGGAGGCGUGCAGAGUUCUUGAUAGCUAUGGAGUUCUAAGGUCUUCAAAUGCAAAAGCCAGGGCGAAAAGAAACGAGCUGGAAGAGAACGAUUUUUAUGAUGAGGAUGACGACGAGUAUCUUGAUCGGACAGGCCAAAUUGAAAGACAGCGAGAAAAGCGCAUGAUGUGGGCCAAAAAUAAAGCUGGUGAAAGGACUGAAAAGAAGAGUACCUAUGAAUCGUUAUGCAAGGAACUUGAGGAAACACGGGAAAACAUUGCAAAGUUGAAGACAAAGCUGGACGAGAUACACACGGCUCACACUUCAACCAAUACUGGGGAUUCCUUAGAUGAUUACUGUAGGCAGUUGAAUGAAGGUCAUGGAGUGGUGCCUGACAUGAAGGCGAAAACCGAAACUUCCCAACUCCGGCAGAAAUUGGUCGCUCUUACACAUGAUGCGCAAAGGCUAGAAAAGCUGGUUAAAAUUGCGAAGCCAGUAGCGCUACCAGAACUUAAAGUGGCCGGUACUAACACAAGUGGUGUCGAUAAACAAGCGUUUCUGCGUAAAAUGAUGAUGGUUGGCAGGAAGAAAGUGAAUGAAUCGAAACCAGUUGCUGGCGAAGAGGGCAGCAGUAUGAAGGGACCAGCAGGGAUGCCUUCAUCUAGUGAACCAUUCAAACCUGAAGUAGAAGCUGAUGAUGAGGCAGAUAAAAACAUGACUGAUGUUUCCACUGCUUCCUCAGCCACUGAAUUAGAGAGGCGACAACCGGCUGAACGUGAAGUAAUUGCAAAAGAAGGAGAAUCGCAACGGUCAGUGGAGGCUUCUGAAACAAGCCAACCAGUUAACAACGAAGCGAGUAGUAGGAGCGAUCAAGAUCACAAACCGAAGAAGCACUCAUGUAAAGAAGAAGUGGAAACGCAACCUGCCCCGGUGGCUUCUAGAGCUGAUGAACAAAUUUCUGAAGAAAUAUCCCUUGAAAGCCCCCAAGGUCUAAAAUCGGAUACGCGAGCUCGUCACGAAGUGAAAGCGGACGAACCUCAGUCAUCGUCUCGUGCUGCUCCUGAUGAUAUGAGUAGUGAAGGUACUCAUGAACGAAAGGUAGGGAAACGAUCACUUUCUGGAGAGGUGAGGCUACAAAUGAAGCAGCUAAGAAGAAACGACGUUAUCGACGAUGAUCGGUAUGCCACUUGGCUUCCCCCUGAUAACCAAAGUGGUGAUGGAAAGACCGCUUUGAAUGCCAAAUUCGAAGGACGAUACUGA
This is a messenger RNA of Ostertagia ostertagi, 1848 nucleotides long. NCBI's taxonomy places the organism in Eukaryota, Metazoa, Nematoda, Chromadorea, Rhabditida, Trichostrongylidae. The record is from the annotation of a GenBank genome assembly.